AUGAGGCAGGCUAAGCUUACGGUUGAUGGUAUGACAUGCAGUGCUUGUGUCAAUACGGUCACUAGUCAAGUAAGCGCAUUACCAGGAGUAUCAGAUUGCCAGGUUUCACUAGUCACCAAUGAGUGCGAUGUGAAGUUUAGCGAUGACAGUGAAUGCAGUACUGAUAAAGUUAUUGAAGCUGUCGAAGACUGUGGGUUUGAUUGUAAGCUAAUAGAAGAGAGCGGUAGCUCUCAGAAUGAAGCGUUACUUACUGUUCAGGGUAUGACGUGCGGCAGUUGUGUGUCGUCGGUUACUGAGCAGGUCAAUAAGUUACCAGGGGUUCAAAACGUAGUGGUAUCAUUAGUAACAGAGGAGUGCCGUGUGGUCUUUGAUGCUAGUAAGAUUUCAAUACAAGAAAUUAAAGAGUCCAUUGAUGACUGUGGAUUUGACGCUAGUGUCAACAGCGUUCAGCAAGUCUCAAUAACAGAAGAAGGAGGUAGGUUGAAAAAUGCUAAAUAUCACAUCUUUGGAAUUGAUUGGAACACACCGGUAGAUGUGGUGAAUACGAGUUUUCAACAGCUGUGCAGUGGUGGAAUUAAAUCAGUGGAUAUGAGUAAAGUUGAUGAAUUUUACGUUGCAUCAAUUGGCUAUGAUCAAAAUGAAUGCGGAGUCCGUGAUAUUGCCAAUAGGAUUACUUCUGAAUUAGGAUAUGAACCUACGGUUGUCUCUACUUAUGAUAGUUCUACUCAACUGAAGCUAUUGGCUAGAGUAAAAGAAAUUCAAUUUUGGAAAUACAAUUGUUUCAAAGCAUCUAUAUUUGCCAUCAUUACAAUGGCACUUUACAUGGGGAUACCCAUGUCUCUGCCUUUCAUUGUUAAGAGUCACACUUUCCCCUACAAAGAAACUUCAUUUCUGCCAGGUUUAUUUUACAGGGAUAUAAUUGGAUUCAUCCUUGCCACAUAUUUACAAUUCACGCUUGGUAGGUAUUUUUAUGGAGCGUUCUGGAAAUCUUUAAAACAUUUUACGGGUACUAUGGAUACACUGGUUUGUACCUCUACUUCAUGUGCGUACUUCUUUUCCAUUUAUUCCGUCGUGCUUAAUGUGAUCAAUCCUUCUGAUAGCGGCAAAUUACCGAAUGUCAUCUUUGACACAUCUGUAAUGCUGUUUUCGUUCAUCUCUCUAGGUAAACUACUGGAGAAUAGAGCUAAAUCAGCAACUUCCACUGCACUAUCAAAAUUAAUAUCUUUGACGCCAACGUCUUGUGUAGUUCGUGAUUCACAAGGUGAAACUUUCGAAGUACCCAUUGAUCUACUACAAACAAAUGACAUCGUAGAAGUAAUGCCGGGCAAAAGAAUUCCUGCCGAUGGUUAUAUCCUUGAAGGUGAAACUGAAAUUGAUGAAUCAUUAAUUACUGGUGAGUCUCUACCGACCGCCAAGUCCCGCGAUGAUAACGUAAUUGCGGGCUCUAUCAAUGGCCCAAACCAUUUUGUCUUCAAGGCAGAAGCUGUUGGUGAUGAAUCUAAAUUAGCAAACAUCAUAAGAACCAUGAAACAGGCACAACUGACAAAGGCCCCCAUUCAAAGAUAUGCAGAUUUUUUGGCAUCAAUAUUCGUUCCUUCAAUUCUUUUAUUAGCCACUUGCACCUUCUUCAUGUGGUAUGUGUUGGCUAACCUCAUUACAGACUCCUUGCCAGUGCUCAACUCAUCCAAUGGUAGAUUUUACAUGUGCUUCCAGACUGCGAUUUCAGUUGUUAUCGUUGCAUGUCCUUGUGCGUUGGGAUUAGCAGCACCUACUGCCAUCAUGGUUGGUACUGGCGUUGGCGCUGAACAUCAAGUUUUAAUCAAAGGUGGUGAAAUUAUGGAAAGAUUUGACACUGUGGGUAAAUUCGUAUUUGACAAGACUGGUACUCUAACGACAGGAUGUAUGACUGUACGAAGCUUCAUCUUAGAAGAAUCUCAACAAUUGUCUACCGAAUUACUGGCAUGUAUCCUUGCCUCUGAAUCAAUAAGUGAGCAUCCUGUGGCUAAAGCUAUCGUCGAUUACUGUACUAAUAUUUCACACCAAGAUACCAAGGGAAAGGCCACAGUGUUGGAUAGUAAGAUCUUUGUCGGUAAAGGUCUUGAAUGUCUAUGUGAAUUUAACGGAAUUAAACAUACCUUGCUCAUCGGUAAAAAGGCAUUAAUGCCAGAAGAUUGGAAUGCUAAAAUGGGUGAUACAAAUAGUGAUAGUACAGUUUCCUAUGUUUGUAUGGAUGGUGCAAUAAUUGGUAGAUUUGAAAUAACAGAUGAAGUGAAAUCAGAUGCUCAUGAAACUGUACAAUAUUUGUUAGAUAACAAUUACAAAGUUUACAUGGUUACUGGUGAUAAUCAUGGAUCUGCUAUCAAAGUUGCUCAGCAAUUGGGUAUUGAUUUGAACAGCAUUUUUAGCGAAGUGACACCAGCGGGCAAAUGUGAGGUAAUAGAGGAAAUACGCAAGGGUUCAAGGGAUGGUAUAGUGUUUGUCGGUGAUGGUAUUAACGAUUCUCCCGCUCUGGUAACCAGUGACAUUGGUAUAUCAAUAUCUACAGGCACUGAUGUUGCUAUGGAGGCAGCAGAUGUGGUGGUACUAUGUGAUCAAGAUCGUACAAAAGCUAGACUCAGGGGUAUAUUAUAUGCCUUGGACAUUUCUCGCAAAACAUUCCACAGAGUUAAACUAAAUUUGUUUUGGGCUCUAUGCUAUAACAUUUUUAUGAUACCAAUUUCAAUGGGCAUCCUCAUUCCCUGGGGCAUAACGCUACCACCAAUGGCGGCAGGAUUUGCCAUGGCAAUGAGCUCUGUGAGCGUUGUUUUAAGCUCGUUAGGUCUCAAGAGAUGGAAACCGGACCAUCUUUACGGUUCAAAGGGUGAUAGGAUCUUUUCGAGACUGUUCCGUAUACGCAGGGAACCAAAUCAGCAGAGAGAAGAUGUUGAGUUGCAAACAAGAUCAAUUCAGUAA
Messenger RNA from Zygosaccharomyces rouxii, 2952 nucleotides. It is a transcript of the gene CCC2, whose product is annotated as Cu(2+)-transporting P-type ATPase CCC2. Bases 1 to 2952 code for a protein of 983 amino acids. Gene Ontology annotation, cellular component: membrane. The transcript has a single exon. Gene Ontology annotation, biological process: monoatomic cation transport; copper ion homeostasis. Gene Ontology annotation, molecular function: P-type divalent copper transporter activity; ATP hydrolysis activity; copper ion binding. The record is from RefSeq and is a predicted model, not a curated record. Lineage: Eukaryota; Fungi; Ascomycota; Saccharomycetes; Saccharomycetales; Saccharomycetaceae.